Molecule: messenger RNA, 808 nt
Organism: Protopterus annectens (West African lungfish)
Lineage: Eukaryota; Metazoa; Chordata; Ceratodontiformes; Protopteridae
Gene: FKBP11
Product: FKBP prolyl isomerase 11
Exons: 6
Coding region: 207-791 (194 amino acids)
Biological process (GO): protein peptidyl-prolyl isomerization
Molecular function (GO): peptidyl-prolyl cis-trans isomerase activity
Source: RefSeq, a predicted model, not a curated record
UCUUCAGAUCAUAGGGCCUGUCUGAAUGUUUUGGGGGCGGAUGUUUUGGACAACGGGGGAGUGCCUUUCCAGUUUCAGGUGUUGCACUUUUGAUGUUUGUUCCUAAGUAGCAGGACCUGUCUAGGUUUGCAAGAGACUCGCUGGACUUAGCCGUCUUCUCUGUGAAAUACCUUGUACUUUUUGGUCCAGAUUUUUCAUUGGUCGCGAUGCUCCACGGUCACUUCUUGGUGCUUCUGUUGUGCCUGCCCUGCUUUGACCGAAGCCGAGCUGAGGAGAAAUCUGAGUCCAGCUCGCCUGGAGAGCUUAGCAUUGAGCGACUGAUUUCGACCGAAUGCGCAGAACCUUCAGCUUUAGGAGAUACGUUGCAUCUUCACUAUACGGGCAAACUUCUUGAUGGUCGAGUUAUUGACACCUCACUGUCACGGGAUCCACUUGUUAUUGAACUGGGAAAAAAACAAGUUAUACCUGGUUUGGAGCAAAGUCUUUUAGGUGUUUGUGCUGGAGAGAAAAGGAAAGUAACCAUCCCUCCUCAUCUUGCUUAUGGUAAACGAGGAUUUCCUCCAACAGUUCCAGGGGAUGCUGUUCUGGAAUUUGAAACAGAGGUGGUUGCCCUUUUCAAGGCCACAUACGGGCAGAAGAUUAUGAAUGACAUUCUGCCAUUGCUCUGCAUUGCAUUAGUUCCAACCCUGUUUGCACUGAUUGGAUACUACCUUUAUGCAAAGGCAAACAGCUCCAAGGUGUCAAAAAAGAAAUUAAAAGAAGAAAAGAAAAACAAACAGAAAAAAAAAUAAAGUUUUUAUAUAAAGUU